CCGGAGUGUAAUUAGGUUGUUAUAGGUUUUUAUGCCGAACUAUUACGGAGUUACUGUGUUUACACGCGAAUAUAAAUGAAUUUAAAAAAAAGCAACGUGGCUGAAAAUAUUAAAUGUUUUUGUAGCUGUUAUUAUUAUUAAAUAUAUAUGAUUUAAUUUAGAUGUUCAACAAUGGACAACACGCGUUUAUCCCGGAGAUAAACAGCGUCACAUCCUGUUUCCUUUUGCAGUUUUUUUUUUUUUUUUUUUUUUUUUAGGGGCCUACAAGAAACGAAAAGAAGAUACAUGCAGCGACUGUUUACAGUAAGCCACACACUUCAGCUCCUCGAUUAAUUUAGCGUCAGCCUGCAGUGAAACCGGAAGGAUGCCUGCAGCAGAGAACAGCCAUGCCCAGCGUGUCCUGUCCUCCCUGAACCAGCAGAGGGCAGUAGGCAGGUUUUGUGAUGCCGUGUUGAAUGUUGGAGGUGGGGUGGUCUACCUGGCCCACCGCAACAUCCUCGCCUGUUUCAGCGAACUGUUCCAACAGUCCAACAUGCCGGCUGCACCGUGUAUGGAGUUCUGCCUCCAGGAGUGCCCCAACGAUGGCCUGGAGCUGCUCCUGAACUUCGUCUACACCGGAGAGCUGAAGUUAAAUCCUGACAACUUGGACAAAGUGCGGCAUGCGGCAUCCAGCCUGGGUGUACCAGAAGCUCUGGCACUCUGUCAGCAGUUUAAGGAAACCUGCGAGGAUCCCACGCCUUUUAAGCGUAAAAGAGGGAGACCUAGGAAGUCAGAUACGACCCCUGCUUGUUCAGUCAAGGAAGAGACCAUACCUACAACCGCAAAAGAUGAGUCCAGCUUUGAAACCCAACCAAAUUUAAGCAUGGCUGCAACUGCCACGAGCACCACCACCCGCUCUGGUCGUGUAGUGAAGGGCCCCAGGCGACUAGUGACUGAUGAAAGCUCCACCACUGAUUUUACCACUCCUGAAAAAUCCAGCAAGAGGCCUCCAGUUAAUCCCACAGAGAGAGAAAGUGGGGAUGAAGUUGUGGAAAAGCCAGAUCAUCCAACCGGUGAAGCUGAGGUGACGGAGCUGCAGAUCAACGUGAAUGACAACGGCGUGGGCCAGGUGCUCGAGGAAGUCGAAGAUGAUGAUGAUGUGGGGGAUUUUGCGGGAAUCCCCGAAGACACGGACGAAGAGUACGUCCCCAUCGCAGAGCCCAGUUCCUUAUCCCCGUCCACGUCGACGGCACGGAAACGGAAGGCCACGUGUAAAACGGACAAAAACGAAAACGGCGAGGCUGUGGAAGAUGACAAGAAGGACUCUGUGCAGUGUCCUAUCUGUGACAAAUCCUUCAAGAGCAAGUACUACCUCAAAGUCCACAACAGGCGGCAUACAGGGGAGAGGCCGUUUGGUUGCCUCAAAUGUGGAAAGAGGUACUUCAGGAAGGAGAAUCUCUUAAUACACGAGAUCAGAGACUGUGCCAGAGUGCAGACGUACGACUGCGCGACGUGCUCCGCGACAUUUAACACGAAAGAAGAGCUGCGUUUGCACGUCGUCUCCCACACGGGAGAUAUGCCCCACAAGUGUUCAACGUGUCCUGAACAGUUUAUGCACAAAAAGAACUUGACCAUUCACAUGAUGAAGGCCCACGGUUACCCCAAACCACACGCAUGCUCCGAGUGCCCCAAAACCUUCUUAACUCGGACAGAGCUGCGUGUGCACGAAGCGGCCAAACACCGAGGAGAGAAGCCGUUCGUGUGCGAGGAGUGUGGACAUCGAGCCUCGAGUCGAAACGGCCUGCAGAUGCACAUCAAAGCCAUUCACAGAAACGAGCGCCCGUUUGUAUGCACCUUAUGUGGCCAUGCGUUCUCCCAGAAGAACAACUUAAACAUGCACCUGCGUAUACACAGCGGGGAGAGGCCAUACCAGUGUCACCUCUGUGGCAAAACCUUCAGGACGCAAGCCAGUCUAGAUAAACACAACCGGACACACACCGGCGAGCGUCCUUUUAGCUGCGACGUGUGCGAGCAGCGCUUCACGGAGAAAGGCGCCCUCGUCCGUCACAAGGCCAGCAAGCACGAGGAGGGCCGUCCACACUGCUGUCCCAUAUGUGGCAAAACCUUCAAAGCGAGGGAGCAACUCCGUGUUCAUCUGCGGCGCCACAAGGGCAUGAGGAAGUUUGAGUGCAUAGACUGCGGCUACAAGUUCACUCGACAGGCACACCUGCGACGACACAUUCAGAUCCACAAACGCACCGAGAACUACAACCCCCGACAGAGGAAACUGAGGAACGUGAUAGUGCAGGAAGUGGACAGAAGUCCGAGUGAGAACGAGGCGACUGAAGCAGUAGAAACCUCCGACAUCCGGGAGUCCGCAAACCCGGAGCCAGACUCCGGGACAGGCCUCGGUUCCAGCUGCAUCGUGAGGGUGGUGAUCGAAUCGGGUGACGCUGUGAUGGAAGAAGUGGUGUCCAACCAGAACCUGGGACAUGUGGAGGCAGCGGAGAGUUUCUCCGUGCCUGAAGUGUUGCAGCAGACACAGCUGGUCAGCGAGGCCUACGAGUCCUCGAUGGCUAUGGAGGGAAUGGUUGAGAAUAUAUCAGAGAGUAAGACCUGAGGACUAAAAGACCAAAGACUGCUGCUGUGAAGAACACUCGACUGCAACCACAAGUCAGCCACUUGAGUUUGUAGAGACGCCGCACCACGAGAAGAGCAGCUAUCGUCACGCUUUAAGUAGUUGCAUGCUUGUGAAGGCUGCUUGAAUGUGAAAUAUUGUUUGGCUUGUUUUAUUAAGCCUCUUUGUGCCUACUGCAUAAAUGAACCCAGAUCAGCCGGGUUCAGCUCUGUUACUAAAGGUGUUAAAGGAACAGUUCGGCUUUUUGGGAAAUGAAGUCAUUCUAGUCAAAUUAUGGCGGUAGGAAAGGCCUAAAUCUGAUUUUCUUGCUCACGUGUGAAGAUUUGAUUCGAUCUUUUCUGAUUUGGGCGCCACUUGUGCUCCUAAAUCAGAAAUGAUUAUAUUAUUUUCAUUUAUUUAUAUAUAUAUUUUAUGUCACUUAGUCAACUCAAGUGUCUUGAGUCUUCUAGUGGAGAGGCGCUGGCAGAUGUAGUUAAACAUAGCCCUUUGAAUUCUCAUCCUCGUUCACUGGUUUCCACCGCACGUCAACUGAUGAAGAACGCUGACAGCAUGCAGCUGUAUUUCUUAUCGCCUUUUGUGCUGCGUGAUAAAGGCUUGCAGUGUGAACUUAGAUGAGAAGAUUACUACCGUUCACGUUUGUCCAUUAAAUACGAGGCCUACAGCCAGAAGCUGUUAGAUCAUCUUAGCAUAAAAAUUGGUUCUUUGGUCCUGACAAAAGAACCAAUUUUUACUUUGCCUACCAGCACCUCUGGUGUCUUUGACCACUCGUGGCAGCAAUGUUUUUACGUGUGACUCUAAUCCUAUACCGUGACAUCCGUGACUGACAGUUGCAAUGCUCCUGCAAUGACAGUGACAGUGAGACUACUAGUACGUGAACUUGUUUGCGUGUUUUUUUUUUUGUGAGAAUCGGUGAAUGUAAGUUGUAAGAAGACUCCACAGCGUAUCUUUAAUAUUUAAAGACCAAAUGAAUUUGUUUCAUGCCGUGUGCAGAGUCGGUGGACGUGCUGCAGGUUGUAAAAGAUAGCACACCGUUUACAGACUUGCUUGGAAUUAAGACACUACACAGGUUUAUGAUUUCAUGUUAAAAUAUUCAGCUUUAUAAGUGAACGCGUUAGCUUACUGUCGCUAUUUAUAAAAAAAAUAAUUAAAAAAUGAAUGCACACUCUGCUGUUUCACCUGCUGUCAUCAAAUAAACUCUCAGACCUGCCUGCAGUUUCAUUUAUGGUAACACAAACACACACACACACUGUAAACACUAUACAAACACAGUACAGGUUAAGGAUAGACUGUAUUUACAAAAACUGAUUCAACGUCACAAACUCAUAUGAAAACUAAGAAAAAACAAAAGAUGCACUUACAAUAAAAACAUUCAAAAAAUAUUGAGAUUAUUUUGCACUUCCAGUUGUGACCGACGGCCCGUCGCCGUCCUUUACCGACAUCGUUUUUUUGCAGCUGACAGGUAGAGACGUCUUAAGCGAGCACGGCACAAACACAUCCAUAAAUAAACGAUAGAAAACAUCCGUGAAUACAAGUUUUAAAGACAUUUCUUCAUGCACAGUUGACUGCUGGUUAUAAAGGCUGAUGUAUCAACCGGGAAACAUCACAUGCAACCAUUUUUGAAAUUGGACUAUGAUGACAGAAGAUUACUCGGCACGCCUUUUGAGUACGUAACAUAUGAACAAAGCCGUAUGUGUGUGUUUAGUGCGAGACAUCGAUCGUGACUGCCGUCUUUCUCGGAAUGUAAACAGGUUAUUGCUGUUUGUGACCAGAUCUGUGCGUCUUUCUCUGGGUUGCGAAAUCGUGAGAGGAUUCACCAAUAUAACGUCACACGUCUACAACAUUGACUCACAGUGGAGAAAUAAUAAUAAUAAUAAAAA
This is a messenger RNA of Larimichthys crocea (large yellow croaker), 4494 nucleotides long. RefSeq names its product zinc finger and BTB domain containing 48 (gene zbtb48). Bases 365 to 2599 code for a protein of 744 amino acids. The transcript is spliced from 11 exons. NCBI's taxonomy places the organism in Eukaryota, Metazoa, Chordata, Actinopteri, Sciaenidae. The record is from RefSeq and is a predicted model, not a curated record. Gene Ontology annotation, biological process: regulation of transcription by RNA polymerase II. Gene Ontology annotation, molecular function: DNA-binding transcription factor activity; RNA polymerase II cis-regulatory region sequence-specific DNA binding; protein binding.